Molecule: messenger RNA, 1237 nt
Organism: Populus nigra (black poplar)
Lineage: Eukaryota; Viridiplantae; Streptophyta; Magnoliopsida; Malpighiales; Salicaceae
Product: gamma carbonic anhydrase 1, mitochondrial-like
Exons: 5
Coding region: 122-937 (271 amino acids)
Source: RefSeq, a predicted model, not a curated record
CUCUACCCUCACAGUAUCAUUUUUCUUAAAAACCCCACAGACCAACACCGAGCUAAAUUUCUCUUUCCUAUCGCAGUGAAACCAACGAACAAUAACCACUUGAUCAAACAAGGAGUAGGAGAUGGGGACCCUAGGCAGAGCCAUAUACACCGUCGGAUUCUGGAUUCGCGAGACCGGCCAAGCUCUUGAUCGUCUAGGAGGCCGCCUUCAAGGCAACUACUACUUCCAAGAACAACUGUCCAGGCAUCGAACUCUAAUGAACAUAUUUGACAAGGCUCCUGUAGUUGAUAAGGAUGCAUUUGUGGCUCCCAGCGCCUCUGUAAUUGGGGAUGUUCAAGUUGGAAAAGGAUCAUCCAUCUGGUAUGGAUGUGUAUUGAGAGGUGAUGUCAACAGCAUCAGUGUUGGAUCUGGAACUAAUAUACAAGACAACUCCCUUGUGCAUGUGGCAAAAUCUAAUCUAAGUGGGAAGGUGCUACCAACUAUCAUUGGGGACAAUGUUACUGUAGGUCACAGUGCUGUUGUACAUGGAUGUACUGUUGAGGAUGAGGCUUUUGUCGGUAUGGGAGCAACACUUCUUGACGGUGUUGUUGUUGAGAAACAUGCUAUGGUUGCUGCUGGAGCUCUUGUGAGACAGAAUACAAGGAUCCCUACUGGAGAGGUAUGGGGAGGCAAUCCUGCAAAGUUUUUGAGGAAGUUGACUGAUGAAGAGAUAGCCUUUAUUGCCCAGUCAGCCACCAACUACUCAAACCUUGCACAGGUUCAUGCAGCUGAGAAUGCAAAGCCUUUUGAUGAGAUUGAGUUUGAGAAGGUUCUUCGCAAAAAGUUUGCGAAGAAGGACGAGGAGUAUGACUCUAUGCUAGGUGUUGUGCGUGAACUCCCCCCUGAACUUAUUCUUCCAAACAAUGUCCUACAAGAUAAAGAACAUAAGGCAAAAUGAGCCAUUUCUUGAGGUAUUGUUUCAUAAACUUCAAAAUUUGAGGUUUGUCUUUCAAGGAAUAUUUGUUGGUAUCCGCAAAUACAUGAAGAAGGGAUCACUUUCUUUCCCAAUAAUACAAGACAUGUUUAGGGUAGAAUUUUGGCUCCAUUUUAGCUUCAACCUCUGCUCUUCUUGUGGUUGUUCAGGCUCACUCUUUUCUUCCAUGGGAGAAACUAAUGCCAUAAAGCAUCAUGUACCGUGAUGUUUUUCUGAUUCAUGUACCUAAGAAAUUCAAUUUCAAUAUGAUUUUGUUGAUCCGUA